Bufo bufo (common toad) is the source of this 2036-nucleotide messenger RNA. RefSeq names its product sorting nexin 1 (gene SNX1). Gene Ontology annotation, biological process: early endosome to Golgi transport; intracellular protein transport. The record is from RefSeq and is a predicted model, not a curated record. Gene Ontology annotation, cellular component: endosome; endosome membrane. Gene Ontology annotation, molecular function: phosphatidylinositol binding. NCBI's taxonomy places the organism in Eukaryota, Metazoa, Chordata, Amphibia, Anura, Bufonidae.
ACGUCAGCUCGCCAUCGCCCUGAGUCCGCUGCUGGCCGGAGUUCCUGUGUAAUCCCCCCGCUUCCGGCAGCUCCAGUGAUGGCGGAUGAAAGUGGAGUCGUACAGCACAGUCCCCCGGAACUGGAUGAAGAUGAGGAGGCUGCGGGCACUGACAGUGACACAGAGGGAGAGGACAUCUUUACCGGGGCGAGCAAAGAAGUGAUUGCUCCACUGCCCCAGAAGGAGGUUGUCCACGAAACGGCAAGAGAAAAUGGACUCUUCCUGGAUGAUGAUGAUGACCAGGAUUUGUUUGCAGAAUCCAUGGUCAAGCUUUCAGUCGACAGUUCACGCAGCAAUCAGAAAGAGGAGGCUCCUCUUAGUACUCCUGCUCUUAUUGCAGCCGCUUCCGCUACCUCCAAGCAGAAAAGUUAUGAAGAGUUAGAAGAAGAAGAGCAGGAGGAUCACUUUGAACUGAAUAUUGGAAUCACUCACCCAGAGAAGAUUGGUGACGGUAUGAAUGCAUAUGUAGCUUAUCAAGUAUCCACUCAGACCAAUUUGCCAAUGUUCAGAAGCAAGCAUUUCACUGUGAAGAGACGGUUCAGUGACUUCCUGGGCCUUUUUGAGAAGCUUUCAGAGAAGCAUGCCCAUCAAGGCAUCAUAAUCGCUCCCCCACCUGAGAAAAGCCUCAUAGGUAUGACCAAAGUAAAGGUGGGAAAAGAGGAUUCUUCUUCAGCUGAUUUCUUGGAGAGAAGGCGAGCUGCUUUGGAGAGAUACCUUCAAAGAAUAGUUAGCCACCCGACUCUUUUACAAGACCCAGAUGUUCGUGAAUUUCUGGAGAAGGAAGAGCUUCCUCGUGCUGUCAGCACUCAGGCUCUGAGUGGAGCUGGUCUCCUCAAGAUGUUCAAUAGAGCCACUGAUGCUGUCAACAAAAUGACCAUCAAGAUGAAUGAAUCCGAUGUAUGGUUUGAAGACAAGUUACAAGAGGUGGAAUGUGAAGAACAACAUCUUCGUAAACUUCACGCUGUGGUGGAGACGCUAGUAAACCACAGGAAAGAACUCGCUGUGAAUACUGCCCAAUUUGCCAAAAGCCUGGCUAUGCUAGGGAGCUCAGAGGAUAACACCGCACUUUCCCGGGCACUGUCCCAGCUAGCUGAAGUAGAAGAGAAGAUAGAGCAACUACACCAGGAACAGGCUAACAGUGAUUUCUACCUUCUGGCUGAGCUUUUGGCCGACUAUAUCCGUAUCCUGUCUGCAGUUAGGGGUGCGUUUGACCAGCGCAUGAAGACCUGGCAGCGCUGGCAGGAUGCCCAGUCAACACUACAGAAAAAGAGGGAGACUGAAGCACGUCUGUUGUGGGCCAACAAGCCGGACAAAUUACAGCAGGGCAAAGGAGAAAUCUCUGAAUGGGAGUCCAGGGUCACACAGUACGAGAGGGAUUUUGAAAGGAUUUCUGUGACUGUUCGAAAGGAAGUCACAAGAUUUGAGAAAGAGAAAUCCAAGGAUUUUAAAAGUCACAUAGUGAAAUACUUGGAAACACUCUUGAAUUCACAGCACAAACUCGCCAAGUACUGGGAGGCAUUUCUACCAGAAGCAAAGGUUAUAUCCUAACUGCCGUGGAACAGAAUUACAGCCCGAACUAUGCUACGUUUCCUUUGCCAUUUUUAAAAAUUAUAUAAUUACCUCUUGCCUUUUAGAGACCCUAGAAUCACAAUCUCAAUUUGCUUCUACAUCUACUGGAUGCCAUCAGCUAAUUCCAUCUGUGCUGAGUCAGGUCUGUUACGCAUUGCUGUGCAGAGCGUUGAUGGACCUUUACUUUACCAGCCUAGUGCCUCAUGUACGGACACGUAUUCAGCAUUUCCUCUCGCUGCCUCGUCAGCCAGAAGACAUUCGCUAUUACUGCAGACUGGUCUGACAGGCACGAGUUAUCCUAGAUGAGGACAGUUACAUCCCAGCACUUAAGGACACGCCUUCAUCUGUUAACAUUUCUUGUGUAUAUUUUUCAUUUAACUUCCACAUAUAUUUUCUUAUUAACUAUACAAAUUCAUAAUUUAGGGCUU